Molecule: messenger RNA, 333 nt
Organism: Cinara cedri
Lineage: Eukaryota; Metazoa; Arthropoda; Insecta; Hemiptera; Aphididae
Source: the annotation of a GenBank genome assembly
AUGGCAACAUUGCCCGAAAAAUCGUACGGAGUCGUGUUGUUUUUUGAUAAUCCAUUGUUCGAUCGAAAUCUAACGGAAUCGUGUUCCCAAAAUGGUAUACGGAGUCGUGCUUUACCGGACGAAAAACGAUACCGAACAAGCGAGUACGUGCGUAAUAAUCAGUCGUACGGUUUCCGCGUUUAUUCGGUCAACCGCCACGAGGAAAAUCGAAAAACGAUCCCCUCGCGAUUAUGCGUCGACCGAAUAGAAAAUCCGACGAGAAAAUCCCCGCUUAAGGGCUUCGGUUGGAGCGAAAUUUCCGGUACAAACGUUGUGUACGAACGCGGCAAAUAA